UGUCACCUCUCGCACCUCCGAAAAAGCGUCUCAACGGUGAUCAGCAAGGAUUGGAUCCAAUCAGUGAUAACAAGACACAUCCUGCCAAUUGAGCGCCGAGCCACAGGAGAUCAGACUCAGUGCCAUCCUGGGAGCCGACCUGGACUUACUAUUCAUAAUAUGCUGAAGAUAAGCAAUUUAGCUUUAUGCCUAUGGCUCGCUGCCUCAUCACACUGUCUUCCGCCAGAUAAGGUAUCAGCAGCUCACAUCAUCAAGACAAGAAGCAUCGAUCUGAACAAUGCUCACGGGCUGGCCAUGGAAACCCGAUUGGACAGGAUCGUGGAGCCGAGCGGGUACAAAUUGGAGAUCGAGCCUUAUAUGGAGGACGGAGUCUUCAAGGGCCGAGUCAGCAUCAAUGUGACCUUUCUCAAGGACAGUGACGUCAUCCUGAUUCACUGCGGCCACGACCUGGAGAUCACGAAGGUGGACAUCUUUGUGCCGUUCUUUGAUGGCCAGCGAGUGGAGGUCAAAGAAGUCACUUUGGACGCCAAGAAGCCAAUAGCCACUCUACACCUAAGUGCGGUUGUCCCCAAGGGCACCAAGGGUAGCCUGGACUUCGCCUUCAACGGGAACAUGGAGACGAGCCACACUGAGGGCUUCUUCAAGGCCACUUAUAUGGAGAAUGAAGAAGAGAAGGCCCUAGUGGCGACCUCGUUCCGGCCCAACAAUGCGAGACGCAUGUUCCCGUGCUUCGACGAACCCGAGUACAAGGUGGUCUUCGAGCUGAGCGUGGUUCGGCCUAAGAACAUGCUGGCCUUGAGCAACGUCCCCGUGGACAAGACUGAUGAAAUUGAAGGGGAGCCGAACGCAGUGUGGGACCACUUUGAGCUGACGCCUCCGAUGUCCACCUUCACCCUGGGCAUCGUCAUUGGCGACCUGAAGCAGGUCAACAUGAGCGUCUUCAAGGACAGGCUUGGGAAUAACAUUGAGCUCCGCGUCUGGGGCCGUUCAGAGUUCGUGCCGGCCCUAGUUGGAGUGAUGGACAAGAUCCUGGUGGUCUACAAGCACAUCACGCAGCUUAUGAAGUCGCCGCUACCAGUCAGUCGUUUGGAUUUUGUCGCCUUGCCGAAUUACCAGGGCGUGAAGCCUGUUGACAAUUGGGGGCUUAUUAUAUUCAAGGAAAGUGACCUGAGCAGUAAGGGCUACCUUCAGUUGACUCAAGAGAUCCUGUACCAAUGGCUUGGAUCCUUAGCCACCCCAGCGUGGUGGUCGGAUGCCCACAUCAACAAGGCUCUUGUUGGAUACUUAGCUGCGGAUAUUGCUUUUAAGGUCAACGGCGGCUCAGAAAUGGAAGGUAAAUGGCCGAUGACAGUACUGUACUCGCUUUACUACGAGUUCAGCAAGCGCUACCCGCACUCGCGCAUCACCGGCAUGAAACAGGAGACAGCCUGCACCAAGAUCGAGCUGCUCUUCAGAAUGUUCAACUAUACCCUUGGGGGAGAUACUUUCAAGAAGGGGCUGCAGAAGUUUAUCGAGUCCCGAAAAUUCCAAACGUUUACUGGUGAUGACAUUUGGGAGAACCUAAAUACUGCCGCUCGUGCAGACGGGAAGAUCCCUCAAGAUAUGAACAUCAAGGACGUAGUGAAGAGCUGGAUAGACAAAGACAGGUUGCCUCUCAUCAAAGCUGAGAGGAAGUACGAUACCAACAAGCUUGUCAUCACGCAGAAAGUGUUCCUACGAGAACGACCACAUGACGUACCCGAUGCAGCAAAAAUGUCAUGGCCAGUGCCCAUCAUAAUCGCGAGAGAGGACCGCCUCAACUUCUCCCACACCGUGCCCAGUAGCUGGCUGAAGGAUAAGAAGGAAUUGACCAUCAAAUCCAUGCCGAACAAAGACCAGUUUAUCAUCGUGAACCCUGAAGAAAUUGGACCAUUCCCGGUCAAUUACGACCAGCAAAAUUGGAUCCUCCUCUCCAACUACCUUCAAGGCAAGGACCGGCUCAAGAUCCCAGAACUGACUCGCGCUAAGCUGCUCCAUGAUGCGUGGAACUUGGCGUAUGCUGGGGACCUCUCGUUUGCCACUGCGUUAAAUAUGACCCUGUUCUUGAAGGAUGAGAGGCACCACUUAGUUUGGGACCCUGUGUUCACGAUGAUAGAUCACAUUGGAAGACAUAUCUGUUCGUGUAUCCACGGGAAAUUCAGGGCGUACGUACGAAUCCUGCUAACACCCUUGUACCAAGAGCUGAUAAAGAAUGAGCGAGAGGACGAGGAGAACUGGCGGAAGAACCUCCGUAGUCUGACCAAGACGUUCCUCUGCCAGGCAGGAUACAAGCCCUGCAUCAAGGAGGCGCAGGAACACUACAGCAAGUGGAUGGAGGCUAAGAACCCAGACGAAGGGAAUCCGAUCUCAAACCAAUACAUCUGUCCAGUCUUCAAAUGGGGCACCAAGAAGGAAUGGGAGUUUGGUCUCCAGAGAGUGAUUAACUUCCCCCCUUCAAGAAAACAGAGCGAGAGGACAUAUCUCCUCAAAACUCUUGCUGGAUGUCCUAUAGACGAGUACAAAAUUAACAGAUUAUUAAAUAUAACGAUAUUAGAAGGAAAUGGAAAUUUCACGGAGACAGACCUGUUCCUUAUAUUCAGUAUGCUGACAGGAAGCUCUCAAGGAUACACGACGCUCUUCCACUUUGUGAAUAACAAUUGGGAUGUAUUGAAGGAAAAAUUCAUCAGCAAAACCAACCUUUGGGAUAACCUGAUCACUUCAGCCACCUCUCAAUUCACCACUGAAGAAGGUCUAGAACUGGUGUCAAAUCUAUACGUGGCCCACCAAGGAGAAUUCGCGUCAGCUGAGCACAUCAUCGAGAAGUCUAUGAGGAACAUUCGAGAAGAAUCUAAAUGGUCUGCGGAGAAUUUGCCUGUGAUCGAGAAGUGGUUGGAUGCGUAUCUAGCGAAUUCUAGUGUCAAAGAUGAUUUACAUAUGUAGAACUGAGUAUAAUAACUAUUUAAACAUUUAAUACUAUGUAAUAGUAUUUAUAACUAUUUUUUUAUGUAUCGUAUGGUACGUUGUCAUUUAAACAACGAUUUAGUAUUUUUGUUGUAUAGUCGACAGCACAUCACGCUGCACAAUUUAUAACUGACUAACUUUGGCCCGCGGCUUCGCCCGCGUAAAUUUCUCUGCAAAAGCUGGACAGACAUGAUUUUCAUACAAAAUUUCACCCCCCCCACUAUAGUCAUUUGCGGGUUGAUUUUUGAAAAAAAAAGUAGCCUAUGUUUGAAUUGAGGGUAUUUAACUACAUGCAUUUUGCAGUUUCAUCAAAAGCUCCAGCGUCUUUAGCCUUGAAAGCGGAACAGACAGACAGACUUUCAUAUUUUUAUGGAUUAUUAUAGAUUGGAAAUUCCAUUCAUUGUGCUCUGUUGUUUUCUAUAGAGUUUGAUGUCGUAUGUCGAAUCUCCAUAUUGUUUCUGCGUCGUCCGUCGACAGACGUCAAAACAACAGACGACGGAGCUAUUGAAAUUCGGCUGACCGAAAGAGCUUUCGAGUGAUUUGAUGAAAGUAAUAUUGUAUCUAUCUGAAUUCGGUUUAAACCAUAAGCAUACAUUUAUUUAUUAAGUAUAUAUGAAUGUUUCAUAAGAGAAAAUAUUCGCUUAGGUUAAGUUAUAAGUACAGGGACUGUUUAAUUAGAGAAUGAAAAUUUGAACGUAAAUUAAGUAUUAACUUUAAAUAAUAAAAUAAUAAAUAUACUUGAAUCAAAGCAAAUUGAUGAAACGACACGCAUUUUGAUCAUUUUGAAUAAAAUUUUUAAGUCACAA
Molecule: messenger RNA, 3785 nt
Organism: Plodia interpunctella (Indianmeal moth)
Lineage: Eukaryota; Metazoa; Arthropoda; Insecta; Lepidoptera; Pyralidae
Exons: 16
Coding region: 160-2958 (932 amino acids)
Biological process (GO): proteolysis
Cellular component (GO): cytoplasm
Molecular function (GO): metallopeptidase activity; zinc ion binding
Source: RefSeq, a predicted model, not a curated record